Ipomoea nil (Japanese morning glory) is the source of this 3138-nucleotide messenger RNA. RefSeq names its product pentatricopeptide repeat-containing protein At4g04790, mitochondrial-like. Gene Ontology annotation, molecular function: protein binding. The coding region runs from base 145 to 2781 and encodes 878 amino acids. The transcript is spliced from 16 exons. NCBI's taxonomy places the organism in Eukaryota, Viridiplantae, Streptophyta, Magnoliopsida, Solanales, Convolvulaceae. The record is from RefSeq and is a predicted model, not a curated record.
AAUAGUACUCAAAGUAGUGGCAAAAUGUGAAGAAGAGAGCAUCGCCUUGGCCGCUUGUUCCGAUCUCUCUCGCCGCAAUUCUCUUCCAAAUCACAAUCUGCUUGGAAUCAAUCUCAGCUCGUACUAUUCAUCUCGCUCUUGCUCAUGCCCGUCUCCAAGGCAAAAAACCUCGCCUCACUGCUCCGCUCCGGCGCCGCACUCGCCAAAACCACCGCCCCUACCGCUUCCGGAGAUAUCGCCGCAAAAAGAUACGUCUCAUCCGUCAGGUCUUCUGCCUCCACCGCUUCAGAAUCCACUCAGAACCGCUUCGUUCACUCUUCAAACACUCAGUCUCCCUCCUUCAACUCCCCGUCCAAGCCACUGAUUGGCGCAUUCGAUGGCUGCUCGGAUGACCACUAUAACGAAGAUCAGGAAGGGCUGCUGUCGCAGGAAAUAUCUUCCAUAUUGUGUGGUGAUGUAGAUUCAAAAGUGGUCAAUCCACCAAAAUCACAAGUGAUUAGCAGAGAUAAGACUUUAGAAAAUGUUUUGGGUGUACCAUGUAUCUCAAACAUUCCAAGUAGUGAUGUAUCUUUGCGCCGGAAGGAAGUUUCGCGAGAAAGGAAACAAAAGUGGGUUUUAAAGAUCUGCCAAAAGACUCGUCUAGACCGCUUAGUUGAAUUAUGCUUUAACCAACUGGGAAUAGAUGCUACAGUUCAGGUAUUCGGUAAACUUCGACGGGAAACUGGCCUGGUAGAAUAUAAUGCAUUGAUAAGGAGUUGUAUAGAAAAGGCAAGGAUGAUGGACAAUGAAGAAGAGUCAUUAAAGCAACUUUCUGUUGCAUAUAAAUUUCUGAAAUCAAUGAGGGAGCAAGGUUUCCAAUUACAGGAAGACUUUUAUGGUCAAGUUCUUAUGUAUUUAAUUGAUUGUGGCAUGGUUCCAGAGUUUCACUUUUACUGUGAACUCAUAAGAGAUGGAAAUGCUGAUUCGCUUCCAAAUUUAGCUUACUAUGAGAUGUUGCUGUUUAUAAAGACCAAAAAUAUUGAUAAAGUAGAAGAACUCUGUUAUAAUCUUGCACUCUAUGAUGGCAAAGACAAAGACACCUUUCUAGAAAAAUAUCUGUUAGCAAUGUCCAGUGGUGACUGUAAAGAGCAGUUUUUGCAGCUUUUGAAUACUCUUGACAUAACAAAAGUUACUUCCAUGAAAAGUUUAACAUGCAUCUUCAAAUCCUUGGGGAAGUUAAUGUUGGAGAACAUUGCAGAGAAGUGCUUUCUGGAUUUGAAAACCAGUGAUGUUGAAGCAGAAAAAAUCUCGAGUUUCAUCUUUGAAUACACCACAAGUGUGCCAAAUUUAGCAGUUGAAGACAUUGUUCUUAAAUUCAAAAAUUUGCAUGCUGAGAUGGAUGUGACACCCUCAUCUGCACAAUGGGAGAAACUCAUUAAGUUCUCCUGUGAAUUGCUUAAGGUACACAUUGCGCUUGACAUUGUAGACCAGAUGUAUGAACAGGGUUUGGCUUUAUCAAUAGAGGCAUUUAAUUUGAUAUUAGGUGCAUGUGAAGAAAGCUACGAGUACAAUUUGGUUCGUCGGAUGCAUUCAAUAAUAAGUUGCUAUAAUCUGAAGCCAAACAGCGAGAGCUUCAGAAUGAUGAUAAACUUGAGUGUAAAAAUGAAAGACUUUGCGGGUGCAUAUAACUUAACCAGUGAUUUGCAGAAAUUCAAUUUGAUGCCUACGGCAAGCAUGUACAAUGCCAUAAUGGGUGGCUAUUUCCGUGAGAAAAACAUACACGGUGGAUUGAUGGUUCUCAAACAAAUGGAAGAUGCAAAAGUGAAACCUGACUCACAAACUUUUAGCUAUCUUUUAAGAAACUGCAAUUGUGAAGAUGAUAUCAUUAAGUUUUAUGAUGAGUUGACACUUUCUGGGGUUCAAGUCACAAAGCAUGUUUAUAUGGCCCUUAUAAAUGCAUAUGCAUCCUGUGGACAGUUUGAAAAGGCUAAGCAGGUAAUCUUGGGCAAAGGGAUACCAGUAAAGAACUUAAAUGAAGUCAAAAGUAUGCUUGUUUCAGCUCUUGCGGCACACGGUCAAGUAUCAGAUGCCCUUGAAGUGUACGAAGAAAUUAAACAAGCUAAAUGCAAUCUGGAUCCCAGAUCAGUUUCUCGUCUUAUUGAUCAUCUACAGUCUGAAGGGGAAUUUAAUAGACUACUUCAACUACUUGAUGAAUUAGAUGAGCGGAAUCACUGGAUUGGAGCCUGUUUUAAAGUUAUAUCAUAUUGUGUUCGACAUGAAGACUUAAGAUCUGUCAUAGAAUUGCUCAAGAAACUUAAGGAUAUGUACAACGAUGAUGAGGUGGCUAGGGAGGUUCUCUUUGAUGAGGUUUUCUACCGCAUUGCAGAGAAAGAACCAAGAACCAUGCAUUUUGGCUGGAAUCUGCUUCAAUCUAUUAAGAAAGAUAUUGGUCUUCGCCCAUCUCGAAAAUGUCUGGAUUUCCUCCUAAGCGCUUGCAUAAGUGCCAAAGAUUUACCGACUUGUUUCAAAAUCUGGGAGGAGUAUAUAGAAGCCGGUCUUCCUCACAACUCUCUAAGUUAUUUGAGGAUGUACCAAGCUCUUUUGGCAUUGGGGUCACAAAAAUCCGCUAAAAAUAUGUUGAGUAAAAUCUCAAAAGAAGAUCCACAUGUUCGUGCUGUCAUUUAUGCAAGCCGAGCAGCAUACAGAAAUGGUGCUCCAGUUGGAGGGAAGAAAAAUGCAAAAGCGGAUUUGAGGCCGGAAACAAUGAACAUAUUGAGCAAACUGGAAGCGAAUUACAAGUAGUGAAUGAGAUUGAAGCCCAAGUGAUUUAUACUUGAAAGAUUCCAAUAGCUUCAAACACUAGUUACCUAUUCACGUCUCCUGCUCGAGAUGAUCAGUAUUAAUUUUAUAGCUUGCAGUCAAAUGGCAGAAUUCCCCUUGAGUUGAUCAAAAACUGUGCUAGUAAACAUGUUUUCUGUUCUUCAGUCUUUCAGUUUUUCAGAAAACUUGAGAAAUUCUUCAGUUAGUAAACAGGUUCUAGGUCGUUGUGUUUGUGUGAUUCUUUGGCUAGGCAUGAUCUGUUUCUGUAUCUCUGGAUUAUCUGCGGCUAACCUUGUACAUAGCAUUAUUUAUUAAUGAAUUUUCGUAGUGUAUCGUAAG